Molecule: messenger RNA, 3951 nt
Organism: Thamnophis elegans (Western terrestrial garter snake)
Lineage: Eukaryota; Metazoa; Chordata; Lepidosauria; Squamata; Natricidae
Gene: ARHGEF40
Product: Rho guanine nucleotide exchange factor 40
Exons: 18
Coding region: 94-3855 (1253 amino acids)
Molecular function (GO): guanyl-nucleotide exchange factor activity
Source: RefSeq, a predicted model, not a curated record
UCUGAGGGGGAGUACGUUCACCUCUUGGAGGUCAGUCCCACCUUGCAUCAAGCACCCAGAAUCCCACAACCUUGCACUGCCCAGAUUCAGACAAUGCCUGCUCGCAAGGGACAUAGCAAAAAUAGGAACCGGCGCCACCGAGCCUGGCUCCAUCAUAAGUCCGGCUGCGGGGAGAACUUUGCUUUGCGACAGGCUUGCAAAACUGAGGAGGCAGAGAAGUCUAGUCAAGAGAAGGGAAACCAGGAUGAGAAGGUAGCUCAGCUGAGAUCAAAUCCUAGCCCAGCUUUAGACCCAGUCUUAGAAAGUCCCGGAUCAGUUGGGAACUUGAACCCUAAACAACUGGAGGAAAACCUAGAUCCCCUCGAAACAAAACCUUCACCCAUUCUGAGCAGUAGUGAUGCUGUUGCUGAAGACACAGUCCUGGGGAAAGAAGAAUUUCUUGAGUCCGUUUACCAAGAUCCAACUCCUCCUAAGGAAGAGAGCAAGGAAAGCCUGUCUCCAGCUUUAGCAACUCCAAAACGUACCACCAAGGGAAACCGGAGGAAAAAGAAAGGUGCUGGGAAAGGAGCUGGUGGUCGAGUUAAACAAGGGUCAGAUUCUGCUAACCAAGAAACAGAAAGUUCUGAUCUUAAAACAGGUGCUGAACAGGAGGAGGCCUUUACUGGUCCAGGAGAACAGGAUUCUGGGACCGUUUAUGUUAGUACCAGAGAUCCAGACAGCAUCAAAGUAUCCUGUGUUGAUAUCACAGAAUGCGAUGAUGCCCCAGAGUGCGAUGACACCCAAGAGAAAGGUAGCAUUGCAGGAAACCAAAGCUUUGAAACUGGAGUUGAAGGAGCCAACAAUGCUGACUUGGCUGUCAGCACUGGAGACUGUAUUGCUAGUGCUACAGAGCCAGAAGACAGCAAAGGAAAAUGUACCAUUGGUGACAAUGAAGGCAGCUCUGGAGAAGGAAACACAGAAGACCCAAAACUUAAUACUGAAGAGCCAAAUGCUAAACCCAAGACUAGUGAACCAAGAAUUGAUACUGAGGAGGUGAGCGUCCAAGAAAAAGAAGUGGAGAUUUAUGAAGACCAGUGUAUGGUGGAACAGCGUCUCGACAGCAAAGAACCAGGGCUUACUGACUUGCCUAGUAAGAAUGAAUUAGCAAGUGUUGAUAGGAAAGAAGAGACCAUAGACAUAGCAGCUGAUCAGGGUCCUGGGGAAAUACAAAAUUCUCUUUUACCCACAGUGGCUCGUCUUGGGGAAUCUGUAAACUGGAAUCUUCUUCAAUCAGGAGUUUUUGCUCUGACAGGAGGAAUAGACAAGGCUGGCCAUUCCUUGCUAACCAUAGUGCCCCAGCCUCUUCAGGAUGAGUUGCCUCCAGGACAAGAGGAUCUGGUUAAUACCUUAAGAUACAUGCACUCACUUCUCAGGCAAGAACUAAAGAUUCUUGGGCUGACAGUGCUGUUGGACUUAAGCCAUGUGGAUGACUGGGCCUUCCAGGCCCCCGUAUUGCUGCCAGCUUUAAGAGCAUUCCAGGAGACUACACCAACUCCCAUCAGUCAGCUGCUGGUGAUAUUACCAUCUGAUGAUCGUUUUGUACCGCAUGAAGAAGAAUUGACCCUAGAACCUGCUGUGGAAAUCCGGCUUCUUUUGCUGCAUGAACUUCCACAUUAUGUGGCCUUGGAUCAGUUGACACCAGCGCUAGGUGGGACUCUGGGCUACUCACCACCCAAAUGGGUUAGAGAACAUCAGGCUCUUGAAGAACUACAAGAUCUCUGUUGUGGUGUUCUCCAGACUGUGUGUGAAGCCAGUGACCACCUCAACGCAGUGGGAACAGCGUCAAGUCAGGAGGAACUGUCAACUCAAAUCGCCUUGCACCAGGACACUAUGCAGAAAUUGCUUUCAGAGCCUCGUUUACUGGAGCUCCAGCGCCGGGGAGGCUCCUUGCUGGCACGGCUACCUCCAUCGGGACCUUGCAGUAAUCAAGCUGUGGAUGCCACAAGGCUCUAUCAAGAGGUAGAUGAAGCCCUUCAUGGACUUGUCCAACUCAGCAACCGGUGUCUUGAGUUAUUGCAGCAGGAGAAAAAAAACCUACAGGUUCAGCAGGAAGGCAAAACAUGCCUUCUGUCUAGUGACAGCAGUGUAGAAAAGAAGAGAGGGGGUCAGAGACCAGCUGAGGGACUAGCUGAAGGAACAUCCUUGGAGAAAAAACUGUUACAAUACCCUAGAUCUUCAGGGAAGUCACAGGUCACGCCCAAAGACAGUUCUGUUCCCCGAGCCCGUGCAUGCAGCAUCAGUGCUUCUUCUUCACCUAAGCAUGGCUUGUUGCUUGGGGCCAAGUUUGGUUCCUCUUGCAGUUUAACUUCUCUCUUCCAGCCACUUACUAGCCCCAAGGGCUCCCCACGUUGUUCUCCUGGCCGAAGCAAUGCCCUAGACAGCAGGAAGAAAAGCCAGGGUCCUCUCAGCACUUCUAAAACACCUGCAUCUCCAGCUAAUAACCUGGCAUUACGAGCCUUGAGUGAUCCAGGUCGCCCUAGCGUGCAUAUACGUGGUCUGGAAGUAAGCAGCCGGGAACUGGCAGACAGGAGCUGUUCUCCCCGUGAACAUGUGUUGUUGGGACGCAGCAGAACUCAUGUUGCUGAAGCACCAUGGGGGGCCACACCUCGCAUGGAAAGAAGGCGUUGCCUUGGGGUCCAACAACAGCUUUUGGUUGAGCUUCUGGAGUGCGAGCGGGAAUAUGUGGGUGCCCUUACCCAGCCCUUCUCUCUGUCUCAGGAGCUUGGGGGACAUGCUUGGACAGCUGAGUUAAGAUGCCUGGGCAGUGCUCUCCGGGCCACACGGGACCGGCUGCUGGCCUUCCAUUCCAGCUGCCUCCUGAGCGAGUUGGAGGGAUGCAUGAGCCACCCGUCACGCGCUGGCAGCUGCUUCCUGCGCCAUAGAGAAGAGCUGCAACUGUAUGCAAUCUAUGCCAAAGAUCACCACAAGUUCCAGGCUGCCCUGGCUUUGCUUCGGAGCACUGGCAAGAAAGGUCUGAUGGAGCCACGUGAGGAUGGACAGAUAGCACACACUUUGCAGGUGCCUCUGGAGCAACUGGAGCGGUACCGGCGCUUCCUAGGUGAACUUCUACAUGAAUGUGAGCUCGAGCAGGGGCCUGACCGCCAAACCCUACAGGAGGCCCAGCAACUGCUGGAGUCACAGGAGCAGCGAGGCAGAGACCUGCUGGCCAUAGAGCAGAUCCGAGGCUGCGAGAUGAGACUGUCAGAACAAGGGACAUUGCUUCAGCGUGGUGAACUCAUUCUGUUGUCUGGACGCCGUAAAUGCCAGCGGCAUGUUUUCCUAUUUGAACAGUUGCUACUCUUUACCAAAUGCAAAGGAGCUGAGGGUGGCUAUGUCUGCAAACAGGCCUUGCAGACUGCUUCCAUGGGAUUGACAGAGAGUGUUGGUUCUAGUGGGUUACGUUUUGAGCUUUGGUUCGGAAGGGGAUCAUCCCGACAGGCCUAUACAUUGCAAGCGGCCUCUGCUGAAGUCAAGCAUCAGUGGACAAAUAUUAUAGCCCAACUCCUCUGGAGACAAGCUGCCCAGCCAAGUGUCUCAAUGAGCUUGUCCUCCUGCCCUUCUCAGCGCUUAGCUCCUCUGGGCCUUGGCCCUGGUCCCCCUCCUGGUUUAUCACUCCCUGGCCACUUUGAGGAAGAGGAAUGGGACUUAGAUGUCAAGCCCAUCCCGAGAGCUCACACCUCUGGGUCAGAGGGAACCUCCCCAAGCCACCAUGAACCACUUAGGCAGGGGAGAAGUUCACUGCCUGGCAGCAGCUCUGCUUUAGGACAACAUCAGUCGAGCUUUGGCAUUGCUGACGAACCAGUGACCCCACUCUGAGGUUGGGGCGGCCAGCGUUGGGUGUGGAGCCUGCAUCGGAAACUCUUCUCGCCAGGAAGUCAUGGACGGCAAGAUUCAGUUCCUAGGGAUUCUGGG